Molecule: messenger RNA, 854 nt
Organism: Camarhynchus parvulus
Lineage: Eukaryota; Metazoa; Chordata; Aves; Passeriformes; Thraupidae
Product: aquaporin-2-like
Exons: 5
Coding region: 87-854 (255 amino acids)
Biological process (GO): transmembrane transport
Cellular component (GO): plasma membrane
Molecular function (GO): water channel activity
Source: RefSeq, a predicted model, not a curated record
GGGACAGUGCCAGGGGUGGCAGUGCCAGGGGGCGGGAGGUGCCCCCCCCGGGAGUGCUCUGCACUCCCCUCUCCCACAGCUGCACCAUGGCCAUCGAGGAGCUGCGCAGCGGCCGCUUCUGGCGGGGGGUGCUGACAGAGCUGCUGGCCACCCUCAUCUUCGUGGGGGUGGUCCUGGGGGCUUCAGCAUCCCCGGGACUACUGGCACCAGCCCUGGCCGGGGGGUUGGUGGCCGGGGGGCUCCUCUGCACCCUCGGGGGUCCCCAAGCCAACCCCGCAUUGACGCUGGCCCUGCUGUGCACCCGCAAGCUGAGCGCCCUGCGCGGCGCCGCGGGGCUCCUGGCCCAGUGCACGGGGGCCACGCUGGCCUCUGCUGCUGCCCGUGCAGCGCUGCAGGACGACACCGGCCUCGUCACCAGGGUGAGCGCGGUGGGGACAGCGGGGACAGCGCUGGCGUGGGAGACCUUUGCCACCUUCCAGGUGGCGCUGGCCGCCUUUGCCACCUCUGAACACGCAGCCCCGCAGGCUGGGCUGGCCCUGGGCAGCGCUGUGGCCGCCGGUGCCCUGGCUGCAGGGCCGUUCUCGGGGGGCAGCAUGAACCCCGCGCGCUCGCUGGGGCCGGCCAUCGUCACCGGGCUCUGGGACGAUCAUUGGGUGUACUGGCUGGGCCCGGUGCUGGGCGCGGUGCUGGCCGGGCUCUCCUACGAGUUCAUCCUGGCUCCCGGAGCCUCCCGGGAGAAGCUCAGCGCCUGCCUCGCCUGCCGGGACGUGGCUCUGGUGGAGACCCCCAGCCUGUCCCCGUCCUCGGUGGCCCACUGCCCCCCAGCCCCCCCGGCCGAGCAGGACACUGCCUGA